AGUUUCCGGUCGGGGACCGGCUUCGGGAGGGUGCAGCCGCUCAGCGCCAUGUGGAGAGCCGCCGCGGUGGCCGCACUGCUGGCCGUCACUCUCCACCUGCUCAUCUCCUAUUACCCGAUGGAUACUCCUGUGGAGGCCGUGCGAAUCCUCUCCGAUUACCUGUUCGGCCAGAGGGUGGUACGGGAGCCCGAGGAGCUGGUGGCUGAGGCCUGGGACUCGCUCAUCAGAGCACCGAGCAAUGGCUGGAGCAGAGUGGCUGUAGGUGUGAAUGCCUGUGUGGAUGUGGUGGUGUGUGGACUUGGACUUUUGAAAGCACUGGCUUUGGAUUCUGGGAACAAAGUGGACCAUGACACACUUCAAUCAAGAGAACAUUUGAAGGAAACUUUCUCUUACUUCAUGGAUAAAGGAGUUGCAGCUGAACGAUUCUUCACUGACAAAGAACUCUUUCAAAGUAUUGCACAGACUGCGUCUCAAUUCCCAGGAGCUAAGCACUUUGUUGGAGGAAAUGCUGCCCUGAUUGGUCAGAAGCUGAGCACGAAUCUAAACCUCUCGGUGCUGCUGUGUGGUCCAGUUGGCCCGAAGCUCCGUGAACUCUUGGAUGAUCGAAUUAUUGUCCCAGCAGAAUCACUGCAGGAGGUGGAUGAAUAUCAUCUCAUUCUAGAAUAUCAGAGUGGAGAUGAGUGGGGGUCGAUUAAAGCACCUCAGGCCAACCGCUUCAUUUUUUCCCAUGAUGUGUCAAAUGGAGAGAUGAACAUGAUGGAGACCUUAAUAUCAAGUCUGGAGGAAUUUGAACCUGAGCUGGUUGUCCUUUCGGGUUUGCACAUGAUGGAGGGACAGGGGAAGGAAGAACGAAAUAAGAGACUACAACAGGUUAGUGUGUUAAUCUCAGAGAUACCAAACGAGAUUUCAGUACACCUGGAGCUGGCCAGUAUGACUGACAAGACAUAUAUGAAUACCAUUGUGGAUCAGCAGGUUCUUACUAUUGUAAACUCGAUUGGCCUGAAUGAGCAAGAGCUGUUGUUCAUCAGUCAGGCUAGUUCAGGACCUCACUCCUCGCAGAAGCAUUGGAAUGGGGCUCCUGAUAUUGGAAUGGUUAGUGAUAUUAUUUUUUGGCUUCUCAAAGAAUACGGACGCACUGAUUCACGUAAGGAUUCGGAUUUAACUCGUGUUCAUUUCCACACACUGGCCUAUCACAUCUUGGCAACUGUAGAUGGUUACUGGAGUAAUCAAAUAUCAUCUCUUGUGGCUGGUGCGAGAGUUGCUGGGAAUCAGGCAUGUGGCACUGAUGCAAUUGAUCCAACAAAAGUUGUUCUCGAUUUUCCCAAAGAAUUUGUGUUCUCGCAAAUGGAUGGAUUGCUGAAGAGUAAGAAAAUGACUUUGAACCCAACCAACCCCGUGCAUACGUGGCACAGAGAAAACAUCUCGUUUUUCAUCACUCCUGUUCUGAUUUGUGUCAAUCCAGUAAGGACAGUGGGAUUGGGAGACACCAUCUCUGCAGAAGGGCUUUUAUAUUCUGAGCGAGUGUCUUUUCUGUGAACCUUCCUGUACAAAAAUACCGAACAAAACUCUGUUUGUGUUUAAGGCAAAUACUCUGUGUCUAUUGUGUAGGAAUUGGGGUGGUGGUGGUCAAAUAAACUUCAGCCGGAGCAGGAAACAGCUGAGGCUUUUGCUCCUUUUAGACCAAAGCCUGAUGUAUAAAAGUUGACCAGGACUUGAUCCAGUUACGCACUCUUCUUUUUGCUAUUUCCAUUUGCUAAUACCCCUUACUCUUUAUUGUAUUUGUUACAGUUUUAAUUUUUUUCCAUCAGGAAACGACUGCAAGUUCUAAUUUCUUUCUGUUGUGUUAAAGUGAACUUUGGAAAUCUGGGUGGAGAGUGCUUGCCUUGUCUUGUCUGAGAAACCAUGAUUUUGUGACUGGUAUAUUUUCAGUGUUGUGGGUUGUAUGAUGCCAAUGUUAGAUUCUGAUUCUUGGGAACCCGAAUUCUGAUCGAGCCCCGUUUGUUUGGGUGAAAACCUUCACAAUCUGAUGGCUGUGAAGGUCUUCAGUUGGUGGUUUUAAUUCAAUGGGUUUAAGUUUACAACAUAAUGCUUCCCCUAAUUUGACACUAAUGAUAAAAAAAAACCAAAGGAUAAUCAGUAUGAGAGGUGGAACGCUAACUUGAGUAACGCAUUGGGGUGCUUUGCUGCGUAAGGGUUGGGGCAUCUUAUUGGGAAAUUGCAGAGAAAUCUUUACUGUGGUUGGACCUUGAAGUGCUUUAUUCUGUAGUCCCAGAGCAGAUUGAAUAAGCCUGUAGGGUGUACACUUUGAGAACCUAAAGGGGAGGGGCAGCUUAUGGUAGCUCCUUUAUACUCCUGUAAAUGAGAAGGCUAAUGCAAAGAAAAAGUAGGUUUUUAAAGAAAAUAUUUAUUUGCAAAAUGUGAAGAUUCAUUUAAACUAUUAGUUUAGUGUGACAAUUUUUGGAAUGGGAAAACAAUACCUGUACUUGCUUUGUUUCUAGUUGAGGUACAUGAUAAAAUACAAGAGAAAUUAGUUGGAACUGUUUUCACUUCAUUAGCUGUGACAGACAGAUAUCAAUCAGUACUCCCUCUGUGUUAUACAGCUCCAAAUGUCUCUCCAUAGAUUUGGCAGACCAUGAUGUAGAAUUGUGCAGGAGUUUAAAUGGUCAUAUUCUGCUACAUUUUACUGAUCUCUGCUGACAGUAAUUCAGCUGACUUUUGUUCAAAUUAUUGUUAUACUGAAUGGUUUCAGCUUUGCCUUCUACAUGGCAUUAGGUGAGGUUAAUAACUUGUAUUUUUGUGCUUAAUUAAAUUGCUACUAGCUAAUAACAUUGAUUCGGGGAAAAAAAUCUCCUCCAUGGCAUCCCUGAAUUUCUAUUUAUUUCGGGAGGAUUUGGUGAAAUAAAGAGCGGAUGAAGGGGGAAAACUACUAAAUUUUCCCUGUUUUUAGAAAGUGCUUGAACUGAUUUUGAUCAUGAUUCUGAUUUUUAGCUAUGCCUAACAUGGCUGAAGACAAAACGUAGUUCUACCAAGUAACAAUGUAAGUAUAAAAGUCCCAGUUCCCACGGAGAUGCUGUCUUAUGUGAUGCUGAAUCAGCUGACCAGGCAGUUGUAAAGUUUGAUUUACAGUCUAUGCUGUGUCGGCUAAUUGUCACAUUGGGGCAGCUAUACUGUUCUGUAGUUCAUUCUGAACCAGAAUGGAAUAAACUGAGGUUCCUGAUAUCCCUGGUGCAGACUCAGAUUUUUGCUUAAGAGGCUGAAUCAGACUCAGCUGUGUUCCACAUAGCAUAGCCUCCUAAACACCAUGCAGAGCUGCAUGUGAGGCUUGGGCAUUGGUGCUUGUAUAAUAGGGUUUGAUGUCUGGCAUUUAAAAUUCCUGUAAUUCAGCUGGAGAAUAUAUACUCCUGAUCCAUAGAGGGAAAUUAAAAACAAAUAAGAACCUGAAAAUCAGCUUGUCUUCCUCCCACCAUUCACUCCAAAUUAGAUUAUCCCUUUGAGAACAAUAUUUGAAUCAGAAGCAAAUGGCAGAAUUAGUGGUGUGUGCAGCUCACCUCCCCCUCUUUGAGAGCUUUUGGGAAUAUUGCUGAGUCAACGACACACUGGGGCUUAAACUGCUUCCUCUUUUAUUCCUUGAUGGAUUCUUGCAGGAAAUCAAUUCCACUUGUAUUGGAAAUAUUGAUUUGAGUAUUUAAUAUUUGCUUUCUCAAACAAUGAGUUACAUUCUUUAUUAUCCCUGUUUGCUAAUUCCUUUUAAAAAGCUCCUGGAUUGUGGUUGUGCUGAUACAUUUUUCAGAGGGAAGACCAUUUUUGCAGGAAGAGGUGGUGGCAAAUGUUCAUUCACCUGUUGAUUUUCACAGGCUCUUAGUGUCAGAGGCACGUCUAUACUGUCUCCCUGCCCCCUCUUGUGACACUGCUGAGAACAACAUAAGUUUGUCCAUUGCGGCAAGGAUUUGACCAUGUGGCUAUUAGAGCUUCAGUUCAUUUGCAAGGACCAAUUUUAGUUUUCUCCAUAAUAUGUACUUGUUAGCAUGAACAUAUGGUUUAAAUUACGGUCGAUUUUGCAGAAUGAUGUAUGACAGUUUUGGUUGACUCUUGCUAUUUUUUUAACGCUGGUUGCUGUAUGUUAUCUUUCACAUCCGUAUAAAGAAGUCUGGUGAUAACUCGUGGGAAUUUCUGAAUGCUGAAUUCAUGUCUUCUAUCUCUUGAUCAAAGUGCUGUUGUCAAACAUUACUUGAAAAUUGAGAUUUUUUUUGCAUAUGUGGUUUAAGGCACUGUAUCAAUCUAGUAAAUAUAUAACUUUUUUAAGCAAGAUUUUGCAAUAAAUUGUUUUUUUUCUCUAAA
Messenger RNA from Hemiscyllium ocellatum (epaulette shark), 4338 nucleotides. RefSeq names its product ADP-dependent glucokinase (gene adpgk). Gene Ontology annotation, cellular component: endoplasmic reticulum. Gene Ontology annotation, biological process: glucose metabolic process. Bases 49 to 1536 code for a protein of 495 amino acids. The record is from RefSeq and is a predicted model, not a curated record. The transcript has 7 exons. NCBI's taxonomy places the organism in Eukaryota, Metazoa, Chordata, Chondrichthyes, Orectolobiformes, Hemiscylliidae. Gene Ontology annotation, molecular function: ADP-specific glucokinase activity.